Messenger RNA from Rhizopus microsporus ATCC 52813, 720 nucleotides. RefSeq lists its product as uncharacterized. NCBI's taxonomy places the organism in Eukaryota, Fungi, Mucoromycota, Mucoromycetes, Mucorales, Rhizopodaceae. The coding region runs from base 255 to 686 and encodes 143 amino acids. The transcript has a single exon. The record is from RefSeq and is a predicted model, not a curated record.
CUGUCCAGUUACUUUUUGUUUUACGACGGGCCAUCCUGCAAGACCUGUUGCUGAAUUUUAUAUUUAGUGAAAAGCCAAGAUCAUGUAGAUGUCCAGAAGAUAACAAUUGACCUCUUUAGCGUUGAGCUAAGUGCUAUUCAAACCGUGUAUCCAGAAGCUCAAAUACAAUGGUGCCUCUUUCACGUCGCUCGUGCCUGGAUGGCAAAAAUAAAAGAGUACAUCAAGACAGGCAAUACCCCUCAAGAUUCAACUGAAUGCAGAAAAGAUAUCACAAGUUUGAAGUCAUUAAUGUGGGAAGAAAUGCAUCAGAAUUUAAUAGAAAAUUGCAAUCGUUUCUUCUUGACUUUGGGUCGUAUACGCAGUUGAUCUCUUGUCUUUGCAUGUGGUAUUUCAACAAUGACGAUUUCAAACGCUGGGCAAGAGCAUAUCAGCCCGCUAUCUAUACCAAUGUGGAGAUCAGCAAUUAUAUUGAAAGCUGGCACAAUCAGCUGAAAGCGACAUAUUUAAAAAGAAAGCAGAACCGAAGAGUAGACAGACUGAUAUUCGUACUAGUGAAUGAUGUUGAAGAGGAUUAUCUCCAAAAUAUACAAAGACUGAUGCUAAACAUUGGUAGGAUAGGCCCUGAAGAAAGAAGAAGAAUGGCGAGGCAAAUAAAAAUCGAUCAAGUCAACAUGGAGUUGGUUUGAAAAUGCAAAAAGCUGGAAAAAUGUAGUACGAGUA